AUGGAAUCUAAGUUUUCUCCAGACAUAGGAAAAUUAAUUAUAAAAAUCUACGCAAGUUUAUUAUUACUAUUUGGUUUACCUGGUAAUAUUAUUAGCGCUAUUAUAAUGGGUGGAGAUCGAUCGAAUCGUCUGACAACUCGUUUAAUUAUUAUCAUUUUGGCCAUAGCCGACAAUCUCGUCUUGUUAACUGCUGUACUGCGUUAUUGGUUAAUGGAAGUUUGUGGAUGGGAUUUACGCACAACCGGGCCGAUAACUUGCAAACUUCAUGUAUUUGCUGUAGGAUUUUCAACAGAUUUUGCAGUUGGUGUAUUAUGUGCUGUAGCAGUGGAGCGUUUACUCGUUGUUACAUUGCCAUACAAAGCAUCUAAUUUAGUAACAUUGAAUUCUGUGAUAAUUGGCAUGGUAUGUUUUGCUUUAAGUGUGGCUAUUAAGAAUUCACUACAUUUUUGGAUGAUGGGUGGACAAAAAUCACAACAAUCUCAAGUAGAUUCAUUAAAUUUGUACAAAAUCAAUCAAACUAUAAAGAACGAGAUCAUCAAUGCUGAUAAAAUAUUUACAGAAAAUUCAACUAGAAAAGAACCAUUUAAAUGUACAUUUGUAUCAGAAUAUGAAUUUAUUUUCAGAAUUUUCAUGAAAUUUGAUCUUAUAAGUUUUGCUGUUCUUCCUUAUUUAAUAUUAUUUACGAGUAAUGUAAUUAUUUAUAUAAAAUUGCGCAAUCAACGACGUUUAAUGCGAUGUCAUGCAAAUACUUCACCUAUGGUUCCCAAUACAACUAAUACAAAUAUUCACUCUAAAAAUUCAAAUUCUCAUAAACAACGACGUCAGUCAGAUCGUAAGUCACUUAACCAACCAGAAUUGACAAAUCAAUUACAAUCAAGAGAUACACGAGGCAAACGUUUAACACGUAGACCAGAAGAUGUUGUCAAACUGUUAACGGCACUGACUAUAAUUCAUGUUAUUUGUACAUUACCAGGCACAAUUUUUACUUUCCUGUCAUCUUAUUUCAAUUAUUUUCAUGAUAUGCCGAAGCAUGUACAUGAUCAAAUUAAAUUCGGUUUAGUUAUGUUAAUAUUUACAAAUAAUGCAAUUAAUUUCUUCGGUUAUUGUAUUUCUUGUACAACAUUUCGUCAAACAAUUAUUCGUGUUCUAAGUCACUUAUUUCAUUGGAAAAUAAAUUGUCAUAAGAUAAAGCAAAGUAAUGAAAUACAGGAUAAUAAUAAUAAUAAUAACAGCAAAUAUCAAGGAAUAGAGGAGAAAAUCAUAGAUAAUAUUAACUUCAUAAAGAAACAAGACCAGUAUACAUGA
Molecule: messenger RNA, 1305 nt
Organism: Schistosoma turkestanicum
Lineage: Eukaryota; Metazoa; Platyhelminthes; Trematoda; Strigeidida; Schistosomatidae
Source: the annotation of a GenBank genome assembly